Messenger RNA from Fusarium pseudograminearum CS3096, 1890 nucleotides. RefSeq lists its product as uncharacterized. The record is from RefSeq and is a predicted model, not a curated record. The coding region runs from base 1 to 1890 and encodes 629 amino acids. Lineage: Eukaryota; Fungi; Ascomycota; Sordariomycetes; Hypocreales; Nectriaceae. The transcript is spliced from 2 exons.
AUGAGACUCGUCAAUACCAAGACGCUGCAGCUUGAGACCCUGGAGGAGGGGUCUGAAAAAUACGCCAUCUUGUCGCAUACGUGGGGCAACGAUGAGGUCCUCUUUGACGACAUUCAGAGUCCCGCGCGCAUGGGCGAGAUUCGAAAGAAGAAUGGGCCUGCCUACCGCAAGAUAGCUCAGUCCUGCGAGAGGGCGCAGAGUCGCGAGCUCAAUUACAUAUGGAUCGACACCUGCUGCAUCGACAAGUCCAGCAGCGCAGAGCUUUCAGAGGCCAUCAACUCCAUGUUCCGCUGGUAUAGCAAUUCCGAAGUAUGCUAUGCCUAUCUCUCAGACGUCUUCAUCCACGAGGUUGGGGUCGAAGUGGCCGACAGCUUGAAGAGCAGUCGCUGGUUCACCCGCGGCUGGACACUACAGGAGCUACUUGCCCCUAAUGAGGUGGAAUUCUUCGAUCACAAUUGGUCGCCUCUGGGCGAACGACACGCUCUAUCUUCAACAAUUAGUGAUAUCACAGGCAUUGAUGAGACAUACUUGCAUAAGCCGGAUACGAAAAAGGACCGCAGGAUAUCGAUAAAGCUUCAGCGCGAAAACGUGGCCACAAGGAUGGGCUGGAUGGCCCAAAGGGAAACGACCCGUGUUGAGGAUAUAGCAUACGCUUUGAUGGGAAUUUUCGGCAUUAACAUGGCGGUUCUGUACGGCGAGGGCAGCAGAGCUUUCCUGCGGCUACAAGAGGAGAUUCUCAAAAGGUCGCCAGAUCAGUCCAUUCUCGUAUGGAGGUGGCCCUUGGCCCGCAAGCCUGAAACGAAAACACAACGGAUGCACUUUUUAGCUGAUAGCCCGGCAAACUUCAACUUACGCACAUACGCCGGACAGGAGGAUUCUGAGAAAUUUGGGGUCAGAUUAACAGAUCAAGGACUCGUUGUUCGUGUCUGGAAGUGUCCCUGCAAACUAACGCGUUGGAACCAUGACAAGACGGAGCUUAUAGACGCUGGGAACCGGUGGUUGGCUGUUCUCGACUGCAGUUUGUCGCCAGAUACGUUAUCGCGACCAGCAAUAAUUCUCGGGGAGAGUCCUUAUGCUGAAGGCGUGUUCCGACGAGAUCCCACGAGCGUUAUUAUGGUGAUAGAGCACGAUCGCAUGAAGUCGGGAUACUUGGAUACCGGCGGUGAUCGACACGCGAUACACUCCAUUGAGUAUAAGCCCGAAUUCAAGACAGAGACAAUUCUGCUCGAGUCAGAUACAGUUGAACCAGAAAUCCGUCUGCGAGGAAGCUUUCCCUUCAAGGUGAACAUGACUCUCAAGGACCGCGAGCUUAAGCAGCGCGCGGCCUACACAGGGUCUCAACGAUACGUUGUCGCUGGUCAGCUGGGAAUCAAGCCAACACAAAAUCCCAUAUACGGAGUCAUAUUCCUAGGAGACGAUGAAACCGACACCGAGCUCGUCGUGUGGUGGGGUCUGAUAGAAGAAGGCUCAGCCAUGUACGACGUGCACAACCGACACAACGGUCCUCGAGUCUGGAGUAACAGCGUCCCCGUGUGCUUCGCCCAAUCAUGGAAGAACCUCACAGGGGCGGACACGUGGGAUGCCUCUCUCGCCGAGUCCCUGGCUGUCAACAUGCUGUGCGAGGAAUUUCCCCUCCCGUGGAAAGGUACCGAGCGGCCUUCAGUGGUGGAAGUGGAGGACGGACUGAACCUGCAAAAUAAGAUUGGCGAUAGCAAACCCAUGGCGACUGAAACAGUGAUUGAGCUAUUCACGCAGUGCUCUCAACCUAUAAUCGAGUGUGUUGGUUGGGGGAUGAGACUCAAGGCGUCUAUGAGAAGGGUUGAGUUCUUGGGACGGCUGUGCUGUGAAUUAGACAUUGAGGAAAAGAACCCCAACGUCGAGAUUCCGUGA